Molecule: messenger RNA, 863 nt
Organism: Felis catus (domestic cat)
Lineage: Eukaryota; Metazoa; Chordata; Mammalia; Carnivora; Felidae
Gene: FXYD2
Product: FXYD domain containing ion transport regulator 2
Exons: 6
Coding region: 469-663 (64 amino acids)
Biological process (GO): monoatomic ion transport; regulation of sodium ion transmembrane transporter activity
Cellular component (GO): membrane
Molecular function (GO): sodium channel regulator activity
Source: RefSeq, a predicted model, not a curated record
CGUGGAGCUGCUCCACCCGGCCCCCGGGCCCCCAGCUGCUUCCCUUCUCUGCCUUCUAAGGACACAGGAGGCUCAGCUGAGUGAAGGCCUACAGGGAUCCACAAAUGGCCCCGAGUAUCUCCCUCAGUGACCUUUGCAGGCACCCUGGGCAGCCUGGAGGGCCCUGGCACACAGGGGCCGAUGGCUGUGGCUCGCUUUGCUGUGGCUCCCAGCUUCCCCCCUUCCUCGGGUGCCCGGUGGAGACCAGAGAAUGUCUCACGUGGAUCCCCGCCCCAGCCCGCCCCAAGGGGCAGGCAGGUGAGGGCUCCCUUGUCAGUCCCUCCUCCUUGACUCUGUCUCUUCCUGCCUGUGGGCUUGGGCUCACCGCUGGGGCGCGGAGGGAGGGAGGGCCGCAAUUUCCAUCCAGGCCCUGGGCCGCCAGCACGUCACCGCUCUCUCCCACCGAGGACACAGCCAGCAGCUCCUGCCAUGGACAGGUGGUACCUGGGUGGCAACCCCAAAGGGGAUGUGGACCCAUUCUACUACGACUACGAGACCGUCCGCAAUGGAGGCCUGAUCUUUGCUGCCCUGGCCUUUGUCGUGGGGCUCAUCAUCAUCCUCAGCAAAAGACUCCGCUGUGGGGGCAGAAAGAAACACCGGCAAGUCAACGAAGAUGAGCUGUAAUGCUGGAGUCUGCCGUGCCCCCGUUGCACUGGGGUCAUUGGGAAGCCUUCCCUGAGCCGUAGACCUUUGUCCCCAGCACCGCCAGGCCCUCGGCUGAAGGAAGCGCCAGGCUCCGUGUGACCCCUGGGUGCACAUGGCCUCCUCCCACCUCUCGGCCGCCUCCUGUUAAUAAUAAAGCCAGCCUCAGAGAUGGCUCCUUC